Molecule: messenger RNA, 645 nt
Organism: Nicotiana tabacum (common tobacco)
Lineage: Eukaryota; Viridiplantae; Streptophyta; Magnoliopsida; Solanales; Solanaceae
Source: RefSeq, a predicted model, not a curated record
AUGUCUGCUCUACCUUUCCCGCAGAAGCAUAGAAGAGAGGAGUUGGACAAACAAUUCGGGCGCUUUCUAUUAGUGCUCAAGCAGGUGCAUGUGAAUAUACCUUUCAUGGAGGUGCUUUCACAGAUGCCAUCUUAUGCUAAAUUCUUGAAGGAGGUAUUAUCCAAAAAGCAAAAAGUGGAAGAGACAUCGGUUGUCAAGCUCACAGAGAAAUUAGAGGGAGAUAAUGGAGAAAUCAGGUCGAUACUUGUGUCCUUGCAGCUAACGGAUCAUACCACAAUCAUACCUGAAGGAUUAAUGGAAGAUGUGCUAGUUGGGGUGGACAAAUUUGUGUUCCCUGUGGACUUCAUUGUGGUGAACAUGGAGGAGAAUUGGGAUAUCCCUCAGAUUUUAGGAAGACCCUUCUUGGCUACGGGUAGAGCAAUUCUGGAUAUUCAGGAAAGGCAGCUCAUGCUUAGAGUGAGAGAGGAAAGGCCGAUCUUCAAGAUGGAAGGAGAAAGGGGGUCCCGAAAGGAGCAACUUGGAGAGAGUAAAACUAAUAAGUGUAGAAUGUACCUAGAGAAGGCCGAAAAGAAGCUCUCAGCAUGGAUGUGUGCAUUGGGUCGGGCAUGCAAAGGAGAUCCUGACUUAGAUUUAGACCCCAACUAG